AAGUUGGACAUGCCACCUCAAAUGGAAUAUUUUUGCCAAGAAUCGAGAGUUCCGUCUGUCUGUCUAGAUCAGGACGAAGUACUGGAGCCUGCAAUCACUUGUAUGUUAGUGGGAGAUGGUGCUGUAGGGAAGACAAGCAUGAUUGUCAGUUACACUACAAAUGGAUAUCCCACGGAUUAUAAACAAACUGCAUUUGACGUAUUCACGGGACAGGUCCAAGUUGAUGGGGCACCUGUGCGAAUUCAGCUUAUGGACACUGCUGGACAGGAAGAAUUUGAUGGCUUCCGCUCACUUUCCUAUGCCCACAUAGAUGUGUUCAUCCUCUGCUUCAGUGUGGUCAACCCUACGUCAUUCCAGAACAUUAGCAAGAAAUGGAUCCCUGAAAUCCGCAGAUGUAACCCAUCCUCGCCCAUUAUCCUGGUUGGCACCCAGUCAGACCUCCUGUUAGAUGUCAACGUGCUCAUAAACUUGGACCGUUACAAGGUCAAGCCUGUCUGCAGCUCCCAGGCAAGAAGUCUGGCCGAGAAGAUCCGAGCUUUAGAAUACAUAGAGUGCUCGGCCCUCACCCAGAAAAACUUAAAGGAGGCUUUUGAUGCCGCCAUAUUUGCAGCCAUUAAACACAAAGCCAGGAAGGCCAAAAAGCUGAGACUUUCGGACAGGCGUACCAAGGCCUUCUCCAAAUGCAGCUGGAAGAAGUUUUUCUGCUUUGUCUGA
Chanos chanos (milkfish) is the source of this 714-nucleotide messenger RNA. It is a transcript of the gene rhov, whose product is annotated as ras homolog family member V. Bases 10 to 714 code for a protein of 234 amino acids. The transcript has 3 exons. Gene Ontology annotation, molecular function: GTP binding; GTPase activity. Lineage: Eukaryota; Metazoa; Chordata; Actinopteri; Gonorynchiformes; Chanidae. Gene Ontology annotation, biological process: small GTPase-mediated signal transduction. The record is from RefSeq and is a predicted model, not a curated record.